Megalobrama amblycephala (Wuchang bream) is the source of this 6263-nucleotide messenger RNA. Its product is annotated as butyrophilin-like protein 2. The coding region runs from base 3798 to 5468 and encodes 556 amino acids. Lineage: Eukaryota; Metazoa; Chordata; Actinopteri; Cypriniformes; Xenocyprididae. The transcript has 12 exons. Gene Ontology annotation, cellular component: external side of plasma membrane. Gene Ontology annotation, biological process: T cell costimulation; cell surface receptor signaling pathway; immune response. The record is from RefSeq and is a predicted model, not a curated record.
UCGUAUAAUUAAAAAAGGAAACAGCCAAGUAUGCAUAAUGAUAUAAAAGAUCUGACAUGAAAUGUGUACAUGCUCUAGUAUUUGUACUUUACACUUUUUUUCAGUGUCAAGAGUAGCCUGCUCAACCUCUUGCUGAAGCUCAAAUGUGCUGUGAAACACGAGAAUGAACCUCAUUGGUUACGCAGCACCUUUGAGCUUCUGGAAGAGGUUUGUACUUGUGUGUUAUUCAGGUUCGGUUGACCUUCGGCUUAUGGUCGCUGAUCAAUGUUUAUUCAAUUUGUUCAUACAGGAACAUCAGGAUGAAGAAACAAGUAUGGUGCUCUCUUCACACUCCUCAGAUUUAAUCAGCACAUCUUCCUCUGCUGCAGUAGAGAAGGUAGAGCCGUGGCUGAAGUGGUGACCGUUUUCAUGCUGUUUUUCUCCUCUUGCAGAUGGUGAAAGUGGAACAAUGUGGAGGAGUAUGGAAGAGCAGGGAGGAAAGAUGUAAUUUUAAAAGAUGUUUUAGAAAUAGAGAUAUUUUUGCUGUGGUCAAUAACUCUCAAGUGUGGUCUAUCAAUACCAGGUGGUGUUUUGUACAAAUGUAGAACGGCUUCAGUAUAAUUUCACUUUGAACACAAGUUGCAUAUUGCUACUUCUGACCCUGUCAGUUGGGACUAAAGUAACACAACAAUAGGUACAAGCUAGAUUUUUUUUGUGUGUCAGUCUUUUGUUUUUAUUAAAAAUAGGCUACCCGACUACGACCUUGUUAAUAUGCAACUAAAUAUAUUUGGUCCUCUAUCUUUGCAAAAAAUUAUUAAAUUACAUUUUCAUUUUAAAUUGAAAACAUUUCAGUUUCAUCAAAUGUUUCAAAGUAAACCGACAGUACAAACUUUUUAUUGGCAACGUCGAUCCAUUUUAUAAAACUUUAAAACAUUUUCAACAGAAAUUACAAUCUGAAAAUUAAUAAAAUAAUUAUCAUAUAAAUUCUCAACAUGUUACCGUAGUCAUGUUUCCAAUCCAGCUGUUUUUAUGCAUAUAUACAAAUGAGCAUAAAAACAUCUGGAUGGAAACACUGCAGAUUCAUAGGUGGAUGUGGAAAAGCUAAGAUAUUGCUAAAAACUAAAUGAUGUUUUAUUAACAAAAUUCGGGAGGAGCAGGUUCAGAUAAUUAACCUAAUUAGCACAGGUGGAGAGCAUUCAGUUAAUCAAUUCAACCAAUGACUAGAGGUAUAAAUACAGCAGAUUUACCUCUGUACAUUUGAGAGUUUACCAGCAUCCCUCCUCCACCCAUCUCCUCACUUCUAGUUCUAUCUAUUUUUACCACACUGGGGGGAGUUCGGGACAAUACUCUGAGCUCUGAGCCCUCUCCUCGGACAGCACACCAAAUACACAUAACUUUUAUUAUAUUGAAUUAUAUGUACAUGUGAACUCUUGAAAUGUGACUAUGGUAAAUGUAAACAGAUUGAGUGAAUAAAUGGAGACAUACAGAAAUCAGCAACAGAUUUGUCCAGAAACACCCUCUUUAAUAAACACCUGGCUGAAUCAGACCUCUGUCGGUCUUUCUGACCCUCACUCUUGGCAUAUUCUGCUGCUAUAAUAUGACAUAAACAUGUUUUAAUAAAUGCUGCAACACAGAGAAAGUCACCACAUUAGCAGCGGGACAAAAGAAACAAGUGUUACUUUCGUCCCGACAGGAAUUCCUGACAUUUAAAUCCGAGUGACUUUUUUACUAAACUCUGACAAGGCAAACUUCAGGAUGUUACAGCACUAAAUAACCUGUAGAUUGAUCAUUACUGGACACAUGAAACAAGAAACACAACUUGUAAUUAGAAAAAAAAAAAAACGUACAGCUUCAGUAAUUUUCUUCCCGUACUCGAAAACUGCUCUCCAGACAUAACCGUGGGAAGCAAUGACGAAAUCACCUGAUAUUUGGCAGCUCCAUCAAGGGUUGCGUGCUGAACGUGCUGUCAUAACUUGAAAUGAAAAUGUAGUCAGAGCUUUGAGAAAAUACACAGAACAAACCAAUCAACGAAAUGAACAACAGGUGUAACUGAUAAUCAAACAAUGAGAAACCAUAGAAAAUAAUACAAACCCAGAAAACAGAAAUUCAAAACAAACAAGGACUCACAUAUUCCCUACAGAAGCUUCUUGUCAUGAGAUAUGAAGGGUGUGUUCACAGGUUUGGUUCGAUUAACAUGGACCAAAGACAUCUAAAUGGACCAAAACCAGGUUGUGAUGUCACAAGAUGCAGUCCUAAAAACCCUAACCCUUCCUGUCAUAGUCACAAUGUUUUCCAUUACAGUUUGGUACAGCAGAUCUGUGUUUGUGUGACAGAGGAAUUCCUGCUGCUGUUUGACUCCUUUACAUGUUUUAUAAGCUCUGAAUGAGUUCUCAGCUGGUACAAAAGAAAACAUCAUAUGUACGCACAUGUCAUGUUUAGUCCAGCACACAGAAUUGUUUUGGAUGUUCAUUAAGUUCUGUCACAAAAUGACUGAACUGAUUCUGUGAGCAGAUGAUUUACAGAUCAGAACAGAGAGUGAUCACAUGACCUGGAGUCACACAGAAGCAGCCAUAUUCAGUUAAAGCACUUUUAUGUCACAGGGGUUAUGCGCCAAUUAUAUUAUUUUUUUACUUAAAUUACAGCUGCCUCAAUUUGUGUCUAAUGUCAUGAUAUUUUUUUAAACAGAGGAUGGAUUUCCACCACAGAAUGCCAUUAAAUACAUGAUUUAGUUAAUAAUUUUCUCUCUGUGAUCACAUCUGCAAAUCAUAUUGAAUUAAUGCCUGAAUUAAUUAAUGUUAUUAAACCACAAAAUAAAUAUGUUCAUUAAUGUUUCCUCAAUGAAAAUGAUUUAUUAAAAAAAUGGCAAAAUAAGUACAAACAGGGACUAGACUGAAUAUGUUCCACCAUAACAGUCGAACAGAUAUAAAUAUGAUCGUUUUCACUCUAAUAUUAUUAUUUUCAUUCAGUGAAGAAUCUGAGGAUGGUCGUCUUCACCUCUGAAAGGCUCUUUAUCCUAAUGGCUGUAGAAAUAUUCUCUUUCUGUGAAUAUAAACUGUAUUUGUCACUUCCUGUUUUCAGUUUUCAUACUUUCAUCAUGUUAAUGUGCUGUUAUUCCUCUCAUGAUAGAAAGCUUUAUUUCUGAUAAUUAUAUAAAUCCAGACAAUUAUAUGAAGAAACAUUUCUGUAGCUUCUAUAAAAACUCUGUUAUUUUGAAUGAUAAUCAUCAUCUAUCUAAUCAUGUGUAUUGAAAUUAUAAACUAAUAGCAGAGAGGAAACUUACACACCUGCAAACUCACAAAACCUCACAAGACUCAUGCUCAUACAAAGAGUUCUGAUUUUUAUAUUUAUACUGUUUAUGAUUAUUUUAGAUUUCCAAAACAAUGUUUUGAUAUGUUUGUAUCUUAUACUUUUUGUGUUUUAAUUGUCUCUUUACAUUUGUCUGAAAAUCCUAUAAUAGGUUGUUAAAUCUCAGUGUGACAAGUUACCCCAAUUAAACCUGAACCUCACAGUCUUCAGUCUUACUAAAAACGUCCAGGCUGUUGGGGCAAGUUUCAGCUAAACUCUGCAGGACGUUGACCCUCCAGGAACUCAGGUUACUCCCACAUUACUCUCAUUACAGAUGCUUUUCAUUUUUUCAUAGUGAUGUUUUUCCAUUUAAUCAGAACUGGUUUAUCUGGAUUAGCUGCUGUUCAACUGAACUCUUUCUCAGUCAAAAGGAAGAAAAUAAAACAGGUUUAAACAUAUUGUCCUCAUGCAUCAGAUCACUCACAGACUUUCACUCUGACGAUCCAGAGAAAUGGUUAUAAUUUUAACUGAUCAUGGACCUGCUUAUGUUCAUAUUUGUGGCUGCAGCAGCAGUUAAAUCUGACGGGCUGACUGUGCGCGGUCCCUCUGGUCCUCUGGUUGAUCAUCUGGGAUCUUCAGUGGUUUUGCCCUGUUAUGUUGAUGAACCUUUACUAACAGUGGGUCUGGAGGUGGAAUGGAGAAGAACAGACUCAGAGACUCUGGUUCAUCUGUAUCAAGAUGGAGAGAGUCGACCAGAUGCCCAGCAGGAGGAGUAUCAUGAUAGAGCUCAUUUCUUUACUGAUCAGAUUCAACAUGGAAACUUCUCCCUCCGUCUGGACAAGCUGAGAGCUGAAGAUGAGGGAAAAUACACAUGUAAAGUUUACAGUCAGCAGGAAUCUGGAGAGACUGAGGUUCAAAUAAAAGUUGAUGAUGUUGAGCGUUUGCUAGUAUCAGGAUCGAGUCACUCCAUAUCUGCAUCUGUGGGUGAAGACGUCACUCUGAGCUGCUCUGUAGACUCUCACAUCAAACCUGAAGAUACUGAAGUUUCAUGGAAGAAAACAGAUGAAGAUGAAGAUAUUCUGGUUCUGCUCUACCAAGACCAUGAGCCUUUACCAGGUUCAUCAGAUGAACAAUACAGAGACAGAGUUGAGUUCUUCACUGAUGAAAUCCCCAAAGGAAACUUCUCUCUCAGACUGAAGAGUGUCAGAGCUGAGGAUAAAGGAGUUUACAUGUGUCAAGUGUUUGCUGGAGGACUUUCAGCCAAUGCAACUGUAGUUCUGGAGAGACUGGAUUCUUUUCUCUCUUCAUAUUUCUACGUGAAAGUUUCCUCUGCGCCUCUGGUUUUUCCUCUGGGAUCUUCAGUGGUUUUGCCCUGCUAUUGUGAUAAACCAUCAGAGGGUCUGAAGUUGGAAUGGAGAAAAGACGCUACUUUAGUUCAGCUGUAUCCAGAUAGAGAGAGUCAACCAGAAGAACAACAUAAGGAUUAUCAUGAUAGAGCUCAUUUCUUUACUGAUCAGAUUCAACAUGGAAACUUCUCCCUCCGUCUAAACAAACUGAGAGCUGAAGAUGAGGGAACAUACAGAUGUAGAGUUUACAGCGAACAAAGAUCUGUGUUUUCAACUUACGCUACUUUGGAACCGAAACUACUUGAUUCAUUCCUCCGUCUUCAUCUGUCUCUAGCCGUCUGUCCAAAUAUGAUCAUGUUUUUUGCUUUUGUCUUCUGGGGUGUUUCUGAAGGAUCUGUGAAUGAGACGGUCUGUUGUUGUGCUCUUUAUUUUCUGAGACCUCUCCUGAUACUCUGGGCGGCUCCAUAUAUUAAUAAGUUUGCAGACAAGAUUAAAACAUGGAUUCUGAAAUACAGUUAUGUUGCAGAAUAUGUUGUUUUCUCAGUUGUUGCUUAUUCAGCUCUUUUUUCGACUGCUUGGCAAAAACUUCUGAAUUUUGCUGUAUUUGACAGAGUCGUGAUUAUAGUCCUGUUUUCAGUCGUGUUUCUGUGCUGCUCCUGCAAAAUCAUUUACCUUUUAGUCACAGAGAUUGGAAAGAAAGAAGGACGGAUAAUUGAAAUAUUUAACCUUGUGGCUGAUAUGAUCUCUGAUAUUCUGCCUACUUUACAAUUCAUCCUCCUGUUUUACACGUUUGGAUCUUGCUGGAACAGGAUUCAUCAUCAUUGUCAUUUUACCAGUGUUUCUGAUGAUGACGAAUGACAGAUGGUUUUAUAGAUGCAGAGUGAGACUCGGCUGUGAGUAUUUGAUGAAUUCUGAUCUGAUCUCUGUUGAACUGCAUCAAUAUCUCUGUUAUAUUGAUCAUCAGUGUGAGAAACACGUUACUCUGAUCUGAUCUGAUUCACUGUAACUGUUUAUAUUAGAUAAAGUUGUUGUGUGUUGAGAUAAAGUUGCUAGGGUAUUCUGGGUGGUUUCUAGGGUGUUGUUGUGCGGUUGCUAAGGUAUUUGGUGUGGUUGCUAGAGGUUUACACACAAGCAAGGGAAUAUAAUGAACCAUGAGCACAAACACACACUAAUUAUUAAUAUGUAUUUACUGUUUUGAGUAACUUCACUGAUGAACAGAUCAAUAAUAAUCAUGAUUCGAUUCAUCUGUCAAUCAUUCAUCAAUAAUCAUGAUUCGUUCAUUGAUUUCUGUUUAAUCUCCAGCAGAAAUGAAUCAUUUGAUUCUUCAGUGAUUUGAAUUAUGAUGAUCAGAGUUCAGAUGUUUCUCUGAUCAUCUUCACAUUGAGAGUCUUUAUUCAGUUUAUCCUCUGAUCUCUGAUCAGCUCUAUUUCUGUCAUGAAAUCAUUCUCUCUCUCUCGUCUCUUUCAGGUUCACUUUCAGUCAGAAGAACAGUGAUGAUGAUCUUCACAUUAGUGAUGAAUGCAGUGAUGAUCGGUUUUUACAUCAUGACACUGGAGAAAACAACAGAUCCUAUCGGAUGGGGCUGUGUGCUGGUGUUCCUGCAGAUACUCUGGACAGUUAUGAAGUUCACAGAGGGCUAUUAUUUCUAUCUUU